AUGGCCUUCCUGCUGCUGUUCAGAGUUUCCACAGGAGACAACUGGAAUGGCAUUAUGAAGGUGAGACUGGUCCACCAUUUUGGAUCAACUGUUGCUUGUCGCCAUUCUGGAUUUUGAGCGUACAGUAUGUGUUCAUCCGUAUGUGUAUUUCUCCUCCAGGACACCCUGCGAGACUGUCAACAGGAGAAUGCAGGCACCUGUUACAACACGGUCGUCUCUCCCAUCUACUUCGUCUCCUUCGUGUUGACCGCCCAGUUUGUCCUGGUCAACGUGGUCAUCGCCGUCCUCAUGAAGCACCUGGAGGAGAGCAACAAAGAGGCCAAGGAGGAGGCUGAGCUGGAGGUUGAACUACAGCUGGAGCUCCAGCAUGGAGGACGGGGAGGCAGUGGGAGAUCACCCCAGCUAAGCCCUCUGGCCCCGGGCAUGGAGGUGGGCGGACCCGGGGGGUCCCCCUGGAGGUCUCCCGAGAGGGAGAUCCAGAGAAGGGGCAGCGUGAUGGAUUCUCCCCCAGCAGAUGUCACUACAAGAGACAUCAGCGCUGAUCCCCUGCUAGUCCUGGAGCCACCGCUGGAGGUGUGUGGGAUUGACACCUGGCUGUGUGGACGGACUGUUUGUGUGUGUGUGUGUGUGUGUGUUGGUGGGGUUUGGAAUUCAUCCCAUUCCUGGUUCAGGGGCAAGAAGGAAUCACCAAUGAGGAGCUGCAGUAACAUCUGCAUUCAGAUUUUUUUUGUCCAUAUCUGUCGAGCUUCUGAAGGAGUUUUGCUCACUUCUCUGCUCACCCAUCUGUGUAUCUGUGGUUGUCAGCUCGUAGUGUGUUUGUGUAUCACUGUGUGUCUGUGUGUGUCUCACUAGAGUAGUGCCAUCCAUAGAUAGGUCACUGUAAUACCAUGGGAAAGACACAACAUCAUGCUGUUGACUAGACUGCUAUUCUCAGCCAACAGGUCUUUUUAUAGUGACUGUAUCGUUCCUCUGAUGUUAUCCCUUUCUCCUCUCUCUCCUUUCUGUCAUCCAUCACUCUCAGAAUCAUGUGUGGUUAAGUUCAUAGCCACAGGAAGUACAUUUACAUUUACAUUUUAGUCAUUUAGCAGACGCUCUUAUCCAGAGCGACUUACAGGGGUGCUGAGGGUGCUCCAGCACCCCCUGAAAAAUCACAAUAAAAAAUAUCGCAGCACCCCCACCCCCAAAAAUACUUCCCGCAGCUAUGGUUAAGCUCCAAUCUGUUUCCUAUGGUGGAGGGAGAUUGAGAGGAGAGUUUUAGAAUUGUUUUACUGCCCCCUUCUGGUCCGGAGAAGGAACCUUUAGAAUGCAGGAACAUAUGGGCAGGAGUAUAGACUAUAUAUAGACCAGAGCUGAUGCAUGUCCUGAAGCAUGUUCACACAUGUUGCUUUCUGCCUAUAUGUAUGCUGACCUCUUCUUGAACCUGUUGUCUUCCUUCUGCUCCCUUUUCCCCUGUUCGUCUUUCUGUGUCCCUUGUUUUCUGUCUAUAUUUCCCUGCGAUGUUUGACUCGGACUCCUUGUUGAUCCAGGGUUCAAUGGAGGGAGAGUUGAGUCUGAUAGACAACCUGCCAGGGUCAAUCUGUCACUACUAUGCACUGCCCCCACUACCCAGCAAGCACUGCAGCGACAAGAAGGUCAAUGAACCCGCCUACUCACCUCUGUCACUCACCCGCCUCACCCAAUCAAUCACCCGCCUCAGCCACACACUAAUGCUGAAGUUUUCUCUCAGCCUCAAUCUCUGGUACACACCUUCCCUCAACUUAACUCAACCCCUCCCCUCAAAUCUUACUCAACCCCUCCCCUCAACGUAACUCAACCCCUCCCCUCCCCUCAACUUAACUCAACCUCUCCUCUCCCCUCCCCUCCCCUCCCCUCCCCUCCCCUCCCCUCCCCUCAACUUAACUCAACGCCACCCUCCUCCUUCUCUUCCCUCACUCAACACUCUCUUCCCUCUGUGAGUUCUCAUUUCUCUCCAAUCCCUGUGGGUUCCUUGGCCCCUAAUAUUAUUAGAAAAGUGGUCGCCCUCCAAUACCCCUCUCUCAGCUUGACUGUAUUGGGUAAUGAUAUGGUAGUAUACCUACUGCACACACACACACACAAUCUUGGCUUUGAGCUUUUAAAAUGAACUAAUGAUAAUUUAGCACAAACUAAUGAUAAUAAUUUGACCUCUGCUGCCAAGCUGGCUGGGCACACACACACACACACACACACACACACACACACACACACGUGAUUAUGUCCCGAUCAAUAAGCGAUGUAUCACUGUUGAAUUAUUCAUCCAAAGGCCUCUUUUUCUUUAUUCAGGACAAGAUGCUUCAGCCAAUCACAUUAGCAUUGCCAAACAGCGUCUGCUAAAAGCUUUUAAAUGUAAUGCUGCAGUAUUAAUAGCCUCCAUGCUUCUCACUUGGUGUGUGAUUCUGAAAAGUUUGCAGGCGCCCUCUCUGCCAGUUAGGGCCCCUGCCCCUGUCUGCACGGGUGUCAGAAAAGCAUUUUCUCAAUGAAUUAUCCCGGUUCGUGGUGAGUGAGGGACGGUAGCCAGAAACAGGAAGCCUUUAGCAGAGAACACGCUGAGAGCUUGAACACUCCCAACUCGGCGCUCAGCGUUCUAGAGCGAGCCGAGCUAAACUAGUGUUGCAUUACAUCAAGUCUGCAUACGUUCCCGUCUCAUGUCCAUUACUCUUCAUAAAAAGUUGAACCUUUCCAAUGUCAUAUUUAAUAGACUUCUGUUGAUUUCUAUAUGAACAAGUUGUGGUUUGUGUCAAAUGUUUAUUGCUGUGUAUCUGUUGUCUGUGUGGAUGUGUGCCAUCGGGCUGUAUAUCUGUUGGUCUGUAAUGAGGUUCAUAUAUCUGUGUCUGUGUGUUUUGUCCACGUAUCUGUUAAUAUUUCUGUUGUUGAGUGUGUUUUCAAACUUACGCGUUAGGUGUUGUGCAGGGUUUUGUUCCAUACCUACAGUAAUGUGACUGUGUAUUGUUACAGCAUAUGCUGUCUGAUGUUGUGCUAUUCGUGUCAUUUCACUGUCUGUGUGAUUUGUCAGAGUGAGUGUGUGUGUGUGUGUGUGUGUGUAUUCCAGUGGAGCCGCUCUCUGUUCAUUAGACCUUGUCUGUUCUCGACCUAGAUCCCUCUAGCGGAAAUGGAGCACUCUCUCUGGCCUCUGACAAGUCCUGGUCACUAGCUCUAACUGACGACUCCACCCCCUCUAACUGACCAGUCUGGUGUCCAAUGUACUGACAGUUCCUCUCUGACUCUCUCCGCCUCCUCUUCCUCUGUAGUCUCUUGUAGCCUUUCCCGAGGGAGCAUCCAAACUCACCUGCCCCCUCCAGGCUCAAUGUCUCUUCCAAACUCACCUGCCCCCCCCCCAGGCUCAAUGUCUCUUCCAAACUCACCUGCCCCCUCCAGGCUCAAUGUCUCUUCCAAACUCACCUGCCCCCCUCCAGGCUCAAUCUCUCUUCCUAA
Messenger RNA from Coregonus sp. 'balchen', 3450 nucleotides. The record is from the annotation of a GenBank genome assembly. NCBI's taxonomy places the organism in Eukaryota, Metazoa, Chordata, Actinopteri, Salmoniformes, Salmonidae.